Molecule: messenger RNA, 609 nt
Organism: Pieris macdunnoughi
Lineage: Eukaryota; Metazoa; Arthropoda; Insecta; Lepidoptera; Pieridae
Source: the annotation of a GenBank genome assembly
AUGUUUCUUAUAUUCAAGGUAAUAAUCAUAUCAUUUCUGAACUCUCUUACUGAAGGAUCCAUUGAUGGAAAGAGCUACUUGGAUUCGUUAGCCAUGAAGAAUUUUAAAGAAAAACCUGGUGAAGACCCCUGCAAUCCUCUUUAUUGGUAUCCGAGACACAUUCCAGAGUAUUGUCAAUACCGAGCCCCAAAUAAACCCGAUAUAAAACUUCCUAUUCAGGUACCUCUGCCCGUACCUUUGCCUCUUGUGCCUCCCAUGCCUGUUCCGUUGCCCAUUCCCCCUUUGCCUUACGGUGUACCUAUAGUGCCUAGUAAUCCAAUGAUCCCCAUUGUUCCAAAUCUAUACUACCCACCGAUUUCAAGCCAUUCCGCUCCAUUCUAUCCGCAGCCUCAAGCUGCAAUGGUACCUGGUAUUUCUGGAAUAGUUUCAAGAGAUGGAGGUAUAAACAUACUACCAUUCUCCGACGCCUAUGCUGACAUGUUGGAAAAACACAAAAACAACAUGAUAAGGCGAAAAUUAGAAAGAUUACUAGACCGAUUUGACGAAUAUCCAAACCGUGGAACAUAUAGACGAUUGAAAAAAUACAGGCAAGCACUAUAUUAUGAUUAA